Coregonus sp. 'balchen' is the source of this 17872-nucleotide messenger RNA. The record is from the annotation of a GenBank genome assembly. Lineage: Eukaryota; Metazoa; Chordata; Actinopteri; Salmoniformes; Salmonidae.
ACUUGGGGAAUGACUACAUGGCUCUCCUUUUAAACCUUUAGUGUGAAUUAGCUGAUCGUCUGGUUCCGAAAUUGCGUGGGGACAUUGACAACAUUUCUAAAUUUUUCCAGAUAAUAGGAUUGUUUUGUCAGCCAAUAGCAAAGCACACUUUUAUCACCGAUGGCUUUAGCUGCUUGACUUCGCAAGGGGGUGCAAAGAAGAAUUUGAGAGGGGCACAAAUGUAAUCUGUGGGUAAGUAACUACAUAUAGUUGUAUUCUUAAUUUAUCUUAAUGGGACUGUGCUUGUCAGUCAGAUCUUAUUCACCAUCUUUAGCUAGCUAGCUACUGUACUUUACACAAUUUGUUGGAGUCUAGUGAGCAUAGAGUUAACCCGCGCCUUACUGUACGUGGCUAGCUGGUCAGCUAGCUAUUGCGAUCCAAAUUGCAUGGGAUCUCAUGUAAAUAAAGGUGCAUUUGUAGUUUCUAACAUUAUAUUUAAUACACCUCUUAUGAAGUAUUAAGGCGCUUAUUUGUGACUUGUAGCUAGCAAAAAACAGUUGUUUUUGGAAGACAUAACUAUAGCUAGCGAGCCAGCUUAUUAGAAACGGGUGUAGUGGUGACAUUAACCCGCGCGCGCAACAGUUCAUUAGCUGGCUAACAAACUAAUUGGAAAGCGAUACAAUUUGUUCUGCCAGCCUUUAUUAACGUGUAACAAAUUUUUUUUACACUAAUUAAUUAAUGCUGACUUGCUUUCGUGCACUAUAAGCUAUGUAAAGCAGCACAAGUCAUCCAUGUGUGUCACAUUUCAAUGUUCCGGGUUGUGUCAUUGGACUAUGUCUGGACAUUCCGCGCCAAGAUUUUAAAAAAGAUUUGCUUGCGCGGGACCGUCCGAAUUUCCUUGAGGUCAUCUCCCGCUUUAUUCUUACUGGUUACUUUCCGCAAAUAGGCGUGUCGUUGAAGCCGUUUUGCUUGAUCAUUCGAUAGAGUGCAUGUCAGUUACCGCCAAGCGUCAACUGUGAUAUUUUGAUUAGAUUCGAUUUUUAACAUUCAUCUAGGUAAUCAACCAAGAGGCACGGUAUUAUUUGGUAAAUGUGAUUGAAUUAGAAGCAAGGCUGCUAGCUAUAUCAUUAGUAUGUUAACACCGAACAAAUAUAAUGCAGUUAAGAAAAGGUAACUAACUAAGCCUAUAACAUUUUGUGAAACGUGGAUUAAAUGAAUCAAAUACAUUGAUCAGCUUGCUAACGUUAACUGUUAUUGUUCUAGCUAGACAUUGCUUUUUUGUUAGCUAAUAUCAGUCUUACAUCCUGUGUUUGAUUGAAAUGCAGGUGGAAAAUGUCGAGCACUUUACCCGAGUCCCAGAAUCUGAGACAUAAAACACAAACCACCACCUCUAACCACAAGGUUAGUCAUAGCUGGCUACAUGUUUCUGUUAUUUUAAAAAAAUAAUCCAGGUUACUAUCUUAGUUUUUAUAUAGUAGUUCAUAUGCUGUAAAGCAGAUUCUGUUUAGGGUAUGUUCAAGGGCAUAUGACUGAUCGUUACAUAACUAACUCUAACCAUGACAUCCAGUGAUCCUUAAAUCAUCAUUGCUAUUUACUUUGUCCAACAGGGUAAUGUCUUUGCAGAGCCACAAGCACUGACAAAAACCCCAAGGAAAGCAUCUACCCAAGGCACUGUGCUAACAGAGAUUCAAUCCAACAUGGGACCCCUUACGACCCCAACUAAAGGAAGGGAGACUGGGACUGGUGAGCCUUGGACCCCAACUUCCAAUUUGAAAAUGCUGAUCAGCGCUGCCAGCCCUGAGAUCAGGAACAGAGAGAAAGAGCUGUGUAUGGACCCUGAGGGAGGGGAUGCCAUGGUAAAAUAAUACACACUCACUUACACACACACAUAUGAAUGAGUCUGCAGCUAAUACCUUAGAAAUGUAUUGAUUGCCUGUUUGGUAUUUUUCCUUUUCACACGUAGGACUCUGAACUUGGAGAGGAAGGGGAGAAACAGAUCAGCAGAAAAGAGAAGAGUCUGGGUUUGCUCUGUCACAAGUUCCUGGCCCGCUACCCAGAUUACCCCAACCCUGCCCUCAACAACGACAUCAGUCUGGAUGAUGUUGCCACAGAGCUUAGUAUGUCCUGUUUUACUCUCUCUCCACUCUCUUUAUUCCCAUCUCAGAAUAGUCAAGCUAUAUUACCCUUAGAUUUUCUAAUUUAGUUUUAAAGAAUGCAAUACAUUCAGCAUGUAUUCCCUAAGCUUAGGCCUAUAUGUUGGUGAUGUAAAUAAGCAGUUAAAAACUAUAGACAGACAGUAUACAAACAAGACCACUUUACUCCUGUUCAUUCAACUCACAUUCUCUCUUCUCUGUUCGAACAGACGUGGAGCGCAGGCGCAUCUAUGACAUCAUGAACGUGCUAGAGAGCCUGCACAUGGUCAGCCGACUGGCCAAGAAUCGCUACACGUGGCACGGGCGUGCUAACCUGCCACAGACCCUGGCCAUGUUGCGGCAGGUGGGCGAGGAGCACCGCUACGGGCAACAGAUGCAGCAGAUCCGCCAGCGCAGCCUGGAAAAGGAGUUUGACUCGGACGGCGAGGAGAAGGAGAACGAGGAGGUGGAGGGAGGAGGAGAACAGGGCCAGAAGGAGAUGUUCUUUGUGGAGCUUCCUGGGGUGGAGUUUAAAGCAGGUGAGAGGCCAGGAUUAACCUAAUUUGAUUAAGAGAUAUUAAUACAAUCGUUUGUAAUAUGUAGCAUGCAAUUGAUUGAGUCUGUACUGCAAGGCUUUUGUAGAAAAAAAAAGUUUUCCCUGUAGAUAUUUCUUGUUUUAGUGGGCUGAACCGAGUGACCAUGGUCUUGGCUAUGUAAUAACCAUGCUAUUAUUCCCCUGUGUUCUCUCCAGCCUCAGUGAACAGCAGGAAGGACAAGUCUCUGAGGGUAAUGAGCCAGAAGUUUGUCAUGUUGUUCCUGGUGUCCACACCUCGGGUGGUCAGUUUGGAGGUGGCUGCCAGGAUCCUCAUUGGAGAGGACCAGGUAGCUGAUCAGGACAAGAGCAAGUUCAAGAGUGAGUGUUGAGCCCAUAAGGGCAAAACCGUCCUUCAUGCCUCUGGCACAGCCUGUGGAAGUCUGUGUAUAACAGAAUUACUAACUAGUAAAUGUGUUCUCUCAGCACAUUUCUAGCUAGGAUACACAAGAUUUAUCAUAAAAGUGUCGUUGGUGCAAUAAGUAAGAUUCUGCACACUGAGAUGCUCCCCCAUGUGUGUUAAGACCUUUAUCUGGUGAUGAUGAGUCUAAUGUUUGAGUCUGUGUGUUUGCAGCUAAGGUCCGCAGGCUGUAUGAUAUAGCCAACGUGCUGCGGAGCCUGAAGCUGAUAGAGAAGGUCCAUGUGACAGAGGAGAGAGGGAGGAAGCCAGCCUUCGAGUGGACCGGCCCUGAGGACUUCCCCAAUGUGAAGGGUAGGUACUCAUCAGAACACACUGUCUUCCAAAUAAUACUUCACUUGAAGGGGUUGCCAUACAUAAUAACACUAUCACUGUCCUCGAUUUCUACAUGAUAUAGAGGUACUCUGUGCCAUUGAAGCUAUGCUGAACCUUUUCUAUACAAGUUAGUGGUUUAUAUGGACUUUGUAAGUCAGUCGCUAUGUUACCAUUUAACCUGUAAUGGUGUCCAACCUGCCUCUCCCAGUUCACCAGAUUAAGUAUUGUCUUCUUGUGUUUCAAACAUAGAGACCACCACCACAGCCACUGCCAAGAGGACACUUGAGUCUCGUGCCUCCGUAGACAACUGUGCCAAAAAUCUCUUCUCCUCUCCGGGGAGCAAACGCAGCUUCACCCGCCACCCCUCCCUCAUUAAACUGGCCAAGAGCAUCCAGGAAGACCGGCGCAAGAUCAACUCAGCUCCCACCAGCCCUGUCAAGAGUAAGUCCUGGGAGAUAUCUAGACAUUAGAGUCGGGGAGAUGGAGUAUUCAGAUGUUUUUCCUGAGAGUUGGUGUCUAAAUUAGCUUCUGUUUUUCUUUUCAGAUGAUUCUUCGGCCAGCGAGUUCUUUCCCACCAAAAUGGCCCAACUAGCGGCCAUCUGUAAGAUCCAGCUUGACCAGCAAUCAAACAAGUAAGUGCUGCCUGAUUCUCAUUGCGGUAUCGUAUCUUUUAGUCUUCUAAAUAAACCAGAAAUGUGCUACAUUUCCUUGUUAACAUCAACUCAGACUGUCAGAUGUUACAAUGAGUCUUGCCUCGUUCCAGGGUUGUUGACAGGACGUCUAAGCUUGCCGUUAAUGUGACUGAGGCAGUGCCAGCUCAUCAACAGAAAGCUGCUAAAAAGCCAGGAGCUCCCCAGCCGCCAGUAUUAACAUCCACAGAAUCCCGUGCCAGCACUGUCCACCUCACCCCACAGGCACAGUUCACCCCCCAGCCUACUGGGGCAAUGUCCUUCCACCCUGCCCAGUGUUCACCCCUCAUCCCUGUGCUGCUGCCCCAACACCAGGGAGGCGGACCCUACGCCAUCUACAUGCACCCCUCUUCCUUCAGGCCACACCCCCUAACCAGGCCUCAGCCAACCAGCCUCGCCGUGCGCUCCAUGACCUUCGAGGAUCAGAUGGGGCGGAGCCCAAGUGAUGUCACAGUGCAAGGCAACUCGCCUGCUACAAACAAGCUGCCAACCAGCAGCCCCUCAGCACUAAAACGUGUGUGUUCAGAGAGACCCUCCGAGGGAAGCCCCUCCAAGGCCAAGAGGAUUGACCCCAGCACCAGGGUAAGACCUGUUCUUUACACGCAACCUCUGCCUCUACGCAGCUCAGUUGUACCUACUUUGACCAGAAUGUGAGGUGACACUAGUAGAGAACUUUGACAAUGUCAUACAAAUAAAGAAGCCUGAUACAUAGUUAUAGCAACAGUCAUACGAAGCUAACCCACCUGUCUUCUCUCCUCUCCUCUCCUCCAGGACACGUCUCCUAAGCUGUGUGAGAUCCUCCAGGCUCGUCUGAAGGCGCGUCGCGGGGGUCUCCUCUCCAACCGUCCCUCGCCCCGAGCCCUCCACCUGGACCCCGAGUUCGUCAACACCCCUGGGAGCUCAGCGGCCGCCGCAGCCAAUCAGACACUGGAGCAGAACCUGGAGACCUUCCUGGAGAAGGAGGAGAAGGUUGCAACCUCAGACAGCGAGGCAGGGCUCACGCCAGUCAGAGCUGUUCCACUGACCCCCCAACACCUACACACAGAGGUAAACACACAACACACACAAGACAUAUACACAAGGUGAAACAACACACACAAAUACUGGUAAUAACAGAAAACACUUGACUUUUGAUGCUAUGUGUGUAUAGUAUUUUUGGAUGAUGUGCAUCUUUCCCUUUCGAGAAGAUUCAAUACGUAUCUAGAUACAUGGGCUCCAAUACGAUACAGGAACAAUUUGUUUUAGUUUGAAACGAUUCUCUGCGGUUCGGUUUGAUUAGAGAACGAAUCGAUUCGAUGCACAAACAUUUGUUGCAUAAACACAUUCAUAUCACAUUUUUUAUUUGUCACCUGCGCCGAAAACAACAGGUGUAGUCUUUACAUUUACAUUUUAGUCAUUUAGCAGACGCUCUUAUUCAGAGCGACUUAGUUAGUGAGUGCAUACAUGCUUGCUUACGAGCCCUUCCCAGCGAUGCAAAGUUUACAAAAUGAUAACACAAGAGGAAUAAAAUACACAAGAAUGGAGUACCGGUACCAGAUCAAAGUGCAGGGGUACGAGGUAAUUGAGGUAGAUAUGUACAUGAAGGCAGGGUAAAGUGACAGGCAUCAAGAUAGAUAAUAAUAAGAGUAAAAUAAGAACAGAGUAGCAGCUGAAUAUAAUGUGUACGUGUUUGUGUUGUCGGGAUGAGUGUGUGUGUUAUGUAUGUGUGCGCGUAUGUAAUGUACAGUAUGUGAAUGUGUGUGGGAUUUGUGUGAGAGUGUAGUGUGAGUGUGUGUAUAUAGGCUAGUGUGGAUGUAUAGUCUUGUGAGUGUGCAUAAAGUCAGUGCAAGAUAGGGUCUGUGCAGAUAGAUCGGGUGACCAUUUAAUUGACUAUUUAGCAGUCUUAUGGCUAUUUAGUAGUCUUGGGGGUAGAAGCUGUCUCGGAGCCUAUUCGUCCGUGAGCCCGAUGCUCCGUUACCGUUUGCCAGACGGUAGCAGAGUGAACAGUCUAUGGCUUGGGUGGCUGUAGUCUUUGGCAAUUUUUCGGGACUUCCUCUGACACCGCCUUAUAUAUAUAUAGGUCCUGGAUGGCAGGGAGCUCGGCCCCAGCCUGGGAAGUCUAAAUUAAAAUCUGCUGCUGAUGGAGCUCAUGAGCUGGAUCUGUCUGAGAUUACUUCUGAGUGUGUGUGUGUAAAUGAUAUAUGUCUCUGGUGUAUGUACUAUGUAGGCACCUUAGCUGAGCCAUAAGGGAGACUAGGCAUCUACCACCCCAGUACCACUAUCAGAUUGGGGGGGGGGGGGCAAGCCUAUGUUUUUUGUCCCCUCACUUUGGGUCUGAAAUUACCAUCACCCACUAAUUAACUUUUUUAACUAAUGUAUCAAAUGAGCUAUGACAUAGCCAAUGAAUAUAUUUCACCCCCAUCUCAAAAUCGGAAUGGUUUCGACCGGGUGGACAUUUUUACGGAGUGAUCUUCUCUCGCUUCGGCCGUGCAGUGCGCCUCGCAAAAGUGAUUGCUGUCCUCGUUAUGAAAUUAGCAACCUUACCCUGUAUAUAAAAUAAAAUGUCCAUAUACACUGAGUAUACAAAACAUUAAGGAAUCCUACUCUUUCCAUGACAUAGACUGAUCAGGUGAAAGCUAUGAUCCCUUAUUGAUGUCACUUGUUAAAUCCACUUCAAUCAGUUUAGAUGAACCGGAGGAGACCGGUUAAAGAAGGAUUUUUAAGCCUUGAGACAUGGAUUGUGUAUGUGUGCCACUCAGAGGGUGAAUGGGCAAGACAAAAUAUUUAAGUGCCUUUGAACGGGCUAUGGUAGUAGGUGCCAGGCGCACCAGUUUGUGUGAAGAACUGCAACGCUCUGGGUUUUCAAGCUCAACAGUUUCCUGUGUGUAUCAAGAAUGGUCCACCACCCAAAGGACAUCCAGCCAACUUGACACAACUGUGGGAUGCAUUGGAGUCAACACGGGCCAGCAUCCCUGUGUAACGCUUUCAACAUCUUGUUGAAAGUCCAUGCCCCGACUAAUUGAUGCAACUCUAUUAGGAAGGUGUUCCUAAUGUUUGGCAUACUGAUUGGUUAAAGCAAAACUAUUGCUGAUGGUGAACCUGAAUAAUCCAAAUUAAAUCUAUUGUAAGCCCCGUUCAGCAGGUAUAGCCAGAUGAGAGUUUGUCCUGUAGCUUACUUUUAAUUCCGGUGAAACACAAUUUUCAACAGCGCAUAGAUAACAAUAACCUAGCAAAUCACAUAGGGUGUCACAAUCUUAAUAUCACGCAAGCCAUUUUAGCAUUUGAAUGCUGAAGGUGCCACACAGAUUUGCAAGACCAACUCGCGUUGGUCAGCACGUGAAGCUGGGCACAGUGCGCAGUUUGACUAGGCUACUGAUAUUGCCUGGAGUUGUUCGGCAUGCAAAAUUACUUGUAGAUCAAUGACUGUCAACAUAGUUACAUGCAGUUCGACACAAGAUAAGAGGUAUUUUCAGAAGGUAGAAAGAAUGUAUUAAGAGGCCCAAAUAAUUAUGAACCAGUGAUUCGUAACGUUUGAAUCGAUUUUCUGACCGAUGCAUGCUACAUUUAGAUCGGUUUGGGGUCUGCGGACUGACGCACUUGUAUCUUAAACAUUUGAAUCUGGGACCGAUGCAUAUCGGUGAAUCGUUACAUCCAUAAUGCUGUGUUAAUGACUAUUUUCUCUCUCUCUCACUCUGUUCCAGACUCUGAUCCCCACUGGCUACCUGAUCCCUAUCUCCCAGCAGUCCCUCUUCAGCUACAAAGACCUCCACAACACAGAGAGCAGCAAAGCCUCCACACCCACCUACAACAUCUACCACACACCCACUGCAGGUAUACACACCUUUGUUUUUAUAUAUUUAUUUAUAUAUAUAUAUAUAUAUAUAUUAUUUAUGAAUUUUCAGUUUCAUAAACAGACAGAUAAUGACAGCAAACAAUACAUUGAGAAUACCCCCCAACUGGAGACAGAAAAAACUGAACACAACAUUGCUCUUAAGGAAUUGGCACCUUGCUUCAUUUAUAUUUGACAUACUGUACAGUAUAAGGAUUACGCUCGGCACAAAAAAUAUUACUGUGAAUCAGGGUGGGUUGCAGGUUGUAUGUUGUGUUGCCCAUCACAACGUGAAAGAUGCACUAUAAAGGGCUGCCAUAUCUUAACGAAUGAAUUAGAUCUGCCAGAGAUCAUGUCGAAUCCUUUCUGUAUGUAGCAAACUGGUGACUUCAGCUAACCAGGUUUUAGAAACAGGUACAGUCUCCUUAUUCCAAAAGCUUAAAAUGUUUCUUUUUGCAAUAACCAUGCCAUAUUGUACAGUCUUCUGUUCCCAGUGGGUUAAAGUCGUUAGGUGCUGUGACCUGCCUAAAACAGCAGUGUCCGGGGCUGGUAUUAGGUUACAGCUGUAUACUUCUGAGAAACACUUAAAACUAUCCUGCCAGAAAGUGUGCAGUUUGGGGCAUGACCAGAAGAGGUGACCCAGGGUACCCUCGGCAGAUUUGCACUUGGGGCAUAUCGGAGAGAACAAAGAGUAGAACAAGUGUAAUUUGGUACAGGAAUAGUGUAGUCUGUGAAUCACUUUGUAUUGAAUAAGUUGGUGUCAGAGGUUUAUCGAGCACAAGUGAAUAUCUCGAAGGCAAUCGGCCCAACUGUCAUCAGUAAUCUCCAUACCAAGGUCUUCCUCCCAGGUCUCCUUCAAAUGUUGUGUGGAUACAGAGUGAUAUGCUGUAAAUACUCUUGGAGUCAGGGGCGAGGUUCAUGAAAAUAUACAGUACGCGGGCAGGUGUAAUUGCCUCAAUGUGAUAUAUUUAAGCGAACGUACUUUCUUAUCUGAAGAUGUCGAACACAUUUUUUCUAUAUAUUUAUUUAUUUAGGGGGUAGAUCAGCUUUAAUAUUGCAGAUAAAUUGUAACUUCCAUCAAUGUAAUUGUCUGCAUCACUUACAAUCCCCCAUAUUAUUAUUUUUCUCGCAAAUAUAUAUAUAUACACAUACAUAUAUACACACAUACAUAUACAUUUCCUUUUUAAAAAUAUAUUUCCCUUUAUUACUUUCCAACCCCACCACCCCUUCCCUAGUUGGAGUAAACUAGUGAACAACAAUGCUUAGGCCUCUACUUCCAGCUUAUACAUACUAUAUACAUUUUAUGGACACAGUCAAUUUUACAAUAAUUCUAUUUUGUUUGUUUUUACUCCUGAACUUUACACUCAACCUCUCAGAUCAUUUUCAUGAUGUCCAUCCAGUUUGCCAUAUCUUUCUAACUGUGCUCUUUCACAAAAGCUCUCAACCUAUAACCUAUAUACUUAUUAUGGACACAGUAUGCUUACAUUAUUAGUUAUCUGUUUUACAAAAGUUCUAUGUAGAAAGAAGUUAGAUUCCUGGGAGAUCGUACACUUCCCUCAACUGUGGCGAAUGUGUCAAAAGUAUUAUUGAUGUAGAGGUCUGCGAUAGUAUUAAUACCCUGUCUCUUCCAGAAUAGAAAAUUAUUGUCAGUUGGGGGGGGGGGGGCGUGGUUAUGGCAAAUAGGAGUACAGGCUGAUUUUUUUUUUGUUGCAUAAAGUUGCCAGUAAUACCUGUAGGGGAUUUAGUUGAUGAAAAGAGAAGUGCUGGAAGAGAGGUGUUGUGUGUACAGUCGUGGUCAAAAGUUUUGAGAAUGACAAGAAUUGGUCUUCACAAAGUUUGCUGCUUCAGUGUUAUGAGAUAUUUUUAUCAGAUGUUACUAUGGUAUACUGAAGUAUAAUUACAAGCAUUCCAUAAAUGUCAAAGGCUUUUAUUGACAAUUACAUUAAGUUUAUUUAAAGAGUCAAUAUUUGCAGUGUUGACCCUUCUUUUUCAAGACCUCUGCAAUCCGCCCUGGCAUGCUGUCAAUUAACUUCUGGGCCACAUCCUGACUGAUGGCAGCCCAUUCUUGCAUAAUCAAUACUUGGAGUUUGUCAGAAUUGUGGGUUUUUGUUGUCCACCCGCCUCUUGAGGAUUGACCACAAGUUCUCAAUGGGAUUAAGAUCUGGGAUCUGGGGAGUUCCUGCAGCCCGAUUCUUGCAUACUCCUUGGAUUUGUCAUUGCUUCGAAUUGUGGGUGUUCUUGUGUUGUUCAGUGUGUGUGUGUGUGUAAAUGAUAUAUGUCUCUGGUGUAUGUACUAUGUAGGCACCUGAGCUGAGCCAUAAGGGAGACUAUUAGGAAGGUGUUCCUAAUGUUUGGCAUACUGAUUGUUUAAAGCAAAACUACCAAAACUAUUGCUGAUGGUGAACCUGAAUAAUCCAAAUGAAAUCUAUUGCAAGCCCCGUUCAGCAGGUAUAGCCAGAUGAGAGUUGUCUCUGGUAGCUUACUUUAAUUCCGGUAAAACACCAUUUUCAACAGCGCAUACAUAACAAUAACCUAGCAAAUCACAUAGGUUGUCACAAUCUUAAUAUCAUGAAAGCCAUUUUAGCAUUUGAAUGCUGAAGGUGCCACACAGAUUUGCAAGACCAACUUGUGUUGGUCAGCACGUGAAGCUGGGCACAGUGCGCAGUUUGACUAGGCUACUGAUAUUGCCUGGAGUUGUUCGGCAUGCAAAAUUACUUGUAGAUCAAUGACUGUCAACACAGUUACAUUCAGUUCGACACAAGAUAAGAGGUAUUUUCAGAAGGUAGAAAGAAUGUAUUAAGAGCCCCAAAUAAUUAUGAACCAGUGAUUCGUAACGUUUGAAUCGAUUUUCUGACCGAUGCAUGCUACAUUUAGAUCGGUUUGGGGUCUGCGGACUGACGCACUUGUAUCUUAAACAUUUGAAUCUGGGACCGAUGCAUAUCGGUGAAUCGUUACAUCCAUAAUGCUGUGUUAAUGACUAUUUUCUCUCUCUCACUCUGUUCCAGACUCUGAUCCCCACUGGCUACCUGAUCCCUAUCUCCCAGCAGUCCCUCUUCAGCUACAAAGACCUCCACAACACAGAGAGCAGCAAAGCCUCCACACCCACCUACAACAUCUACCACACACCCACUGCAGGUAUACACACCUUUUGUUUUUAUAUAUUUAUUUAUUUAUUUAUAUAUAUAUAUAUAUAUAUAUAUUAUUUAUGAAUUUUCAGUUUCAUAAACAGACAGAUAAUGACAGCAAACAAUACAUUGAGAAUACCCCCCAACUGGAGACAGAAAAAACGGAACACAACAUUGCUCUUAAGGAAUUGGCACCUUGCUUCAUUUAUAUUUGACAUACUGUACAGUAUAAGGAUUACGCUCUGCACAAAAAAUAAUUACUGUGAAUCAGGGUGGGUUGCAGGUUGUAUGCUGUGUUGCCCAUCACAACGUGAAAGAUACACUAUAAAGGGCUGCCAUACGAAUGAAUUAGAUCUGCCAGAGAUCAUGUCGAAUCCUUUCUGUAUGUAGCAAACUGGUGACUUCAGCUAACCAGGUUUUAGAAACAGGUACAGUCUCCUUAUUCCAAAAGCUUAAAAUGUUUCUUUUUGCAAUAACCAUGCCAUAUUGUACAGUCUUCUGUUCCCAGUGGGUUAAAGUCGUUAGGUGCUGUGACCUGCCUAAAACAGCAGUGUCCGGGGCUGGUAUUAGGUUACAGCUGUAUACUUCUGAGAAACACUUAAAACUAUCCUGCCAGAAAGUGUGCAGUUUGGGGCAUGACCAGAAGAGGUGACCCAGGGUACCCUCGGCAGAUUUGCACUUGGGGCAUAUCGGAGAGAACAAAGAGUAGAACAAGUGUAAUUUGGUACAGGAAUAGUGUAGUCUGUGAAUCACUUUGUAUUGAAUAAGUUGGUGUCAGAGGUUUAUCGAGCACAAGUGAAUAUCUCGAAGGCAAUCGGCCCAACUGUCAUCAGUAAUCUCCAUACCAAGGUCUUCCUCCCAGGUCUCCUUCAAAUGUUGUGUGGAUACAGAGUGAUAUGCUGUAAAUACUCUUGGAGUCAGGGGCGAGGUUCAUGAAAAUAUACAGUACGCGGGCAGGUGUAAUUGCCUCAAUGUGAUAUAUUUAAGCGAACGUACUUUCUUAUCUGAAGAUGUCGAACACAUUUUUUCUAUAUAUUUAUUUAUUUAGGGGGUAGAUCAGCUUUAAUAUUGCAGAUAAAUUGUAACUUCCAUCAAUGUAAUUGUCUGCAUCACUUACAAUCCCCCAUAUUAUUAUUUUUCUCGCAAAUAUAUAUAUAUACACAUACAUAUAUACACACAUACAUAUACAUUUCCUUUUUAAAAAUAUAUUUCCCUUUAUUACUUUCCAACCCCACCACCCCUUCCCUAGUUGGAGUAAACUAGUGAACAACAAUGCUUAGGCCUCUACUUCCAGCUUAUACAUACUAUAUACAUUUUAUGGACACAGUCAAUUUUACAAUAAUUCUAUUUUGUUUGUUUUUACUCCUGAACUUUACACUCAACCUCUCAGAUCAUUUUCAUGAUGUCCAUCCAGUUUGCCAUAUCUUUCUAACUGUGCUCUUUCACAAAAGCUCUCAACCUAUAACCUAUAUACUUAUUAUGGACACAGUAUGCUUACAUUAUUAGUUAUCUGUUUUACAAAAGUUCUAUGUAGAAAGAAGUUAGAUUCCUGGGAGAUCGUACACUUCCCUCAACUGUGGCGAAUGUGUCAAAAGUAUUAUUGAUGUAGAGGUCUGCGAUAGUAUUAAUACCCUGUCUCUUCCAGAAUAGGGGGGGGGGGGGGGGGGGCUUGGUUAUGGCAAAUAGGAGUACAGGCUGAUUUUUUUUUUGUUGCAUAAAGUUGCCAGUAAUACCUGUAGGGGAUUUAGUUGAUGAAAAGAGAAGUGCUGGAAGAGAGGUGUUGUGUGUACAGUCGUGGUCAAAAGUUUUGAGAAUGACAAGAAUUGGUCUUCACAAAGUUUGCUGCUUCAGUGUUAUGAGAUAUUUUUAUCAGAUGUUACUAUGGUAUACUGAAGUAUAAUUACAAGCAUUCCAUAAAUGUCAAAGGCUUUUAUUGACAAUUACAUUAAGUUUAUUUAAAGAGUCAAUAUUUGCAGUGUUGACCCUUCUUUUUCAAGACCUCUGCAAUCCGCCCUGGCAUGCUGUCAAUUAACUUCUGGGCCACAUCCUGACUGAUGGCAGCCCAUUCUUGCAUAAUCAAUACUUGGAGUUUGUCAGAAUUUGUGGGUUUUUGUUUGUCCACCCGCCUCUUGAGGAUUGACCACAAGUUCUCAAUGGGAUUAAGAUCUGGGGAGUUUCCUGGCCAUGGACCCAAAAUUUCGAUGUUCUGUUCCCUGAGCCACUUAGUUAUCACUUUUGCCUUAUGGCAAGGUGCUCAAUCAUGCUGGAAAAGGCAUUGUUCGUCACCAAACUGUUCUUGGAUGGUUGGGAGAAGUUGCUCUCGGAGGAUGUGUUGGUACAAUUCUUUAUUCAUGGCUGUGUUCUUAGGCAAAAUUGUGAGUGAGCCCAGUCCCUUGGCUGAGAAGCAACCCCACACAUGAAUGGUCUCGGGAUGCUUUACUGUUGGCAUGACACAGGACUGAUGGUAGCGCUCACCUUGUCUUCUCCGGACAAGCUUUUUUCCAGAUGCCCCAAACAAUCGGAAAGGGGAUUCAUCAGAGAAAAUGACUUUACCCCAGUCCUCAGCAGUCCAAUCCCUGUACCUUUUGCAGAAUAUCAGUCUGUCCCUGAUGUUUUUCCUGGAGAGAAGUGGCUUCCUCGCUGCCCUUCUUGACACCAGGCCAUCCUCCAAAAGUCUUUGCCUCACUGUGCGUGCAGAUGCACUCACACCUGCCUGCUGCCAUUCCUGAGCAAGCUCUGCACUGGUGGUGCCCCGAUCCCGCAGCUGAAUCAACUUUAGGAGACGGUCCUGGCGCUUGCUGGGCGCCCUGAAGCCUUCUUCACAACAAUUGAACCUCUCUCCUUGAAGUUCUUGAUGAUCCAAUAAAUAGUUGAUUUAGGUGCAAUCUUACUAGCAGCAAUAUCCUUGCCUGUGAAGCCCUUUUUGUGCAAAGCAAUGAUGACAGCACGUGUUUCCUUGCAGGUAACCAUGGUUAACAGAAGAAGAACAAUGAUUUCAAGCACCACCCUCCUUUUAAAGCUUCCAGUCUGUUAUUCUAACUCAAUCAGCAUGACAGAGUGAUAUCCAGCCCUGUCCUCGUCAACACUCACCUGUGUUAACGAGAGAAUCACUGACAUGAUGUCAGCUGGUCCUUUUGUGGCAGGGCUGAAAUGCAGUGGAAAUGUUUUUUGGGGAUUUAAGUUCAUUUCAUGGCAAAGAGGGACUUUGCAAUUAAUUGCAAUUCAUCUGAUCACUCUUCAUAACAUUCUGGAGUAUAUGCAAAUUGCCAUCAUAACAACUGAGGCAGCAGACUUUGGUUGAAACGAGUAUUUGUGUAUUCUCAGUUUUGACAACGACUGAUCUUGUCAAUAGCGAGCAUGAGCAGUUCGACACAAGAUAAGAGGUAUUUUCGGAAGGUAGAAAGAAUGUAUUAAGAGGCCAAAAAAAUUAUGAACCAGUGAUUCGUAACGUUUGAAUCGAUUUUCUGACCGAUGCAUGCUACAUUUGGAUCGGUUUGGGGUCUGCGGACCGACGCACUUGUAUCUUAAACAUUUGAAUCUGGGACUGAUGCAUAUCGGUGAAUCGUUACAUCCAUAAUGCUGUGUUAAUGACUAUUUUCUUUCACUCUCUCUCUCACUCUGUUCCAGACUCUGAUCCCCACUGGCUACCUGAUCCCUAUCUCCCAGCAGUCCCUCUUCAGCUACAAAGACCUCCACAACACAGAGAGCAGCAAAGCCUCCACACCCACCUACAACAUCUACCACACACCCACUGCAGGUAUGCAAACCUUCGUUUUUAUAUAUUUAUAUAUAUAUAUAUAUUAUUUAUGAUUUUCAGUUUCAUAAACAGACAGAUAAUGACAGCAAACAAUACAUUGAGAAUACCCCCCAACUGGAGACAGAAAAAACUGAACACAACAUUGCUCUUAAGGAAUUGGCACCUUGCUUCAUUUAUUUUUGACAUACUGUACAGUAUAAGGAUUACGCUCGGCACAAAAAAUUAUUACUGUGAAUCAGGGUGGGUUGCAGGUUGUAUGUUGUGUUGCCCAUCACAACGUGAAAGAUACGCUGUAAAGGGCUGCCAUAUCUUAACGAAUGUAUUAGAUCUGCCAGAGAUAUCAUGUCGAAUCCUUUCUGUAUGUAGCAAACUGGUGACUUCAGCUAACCAGGUUUUAGAAACAGGUACGUUCUCCUUAUUCCAAAAGCUUAAAAUGUUUGUUUUUGCAAUAACCAUGCCAUAUUGUACAGUCUUCUGUUCCCAGUUGGUUAAAGUCGUUAGGUGCUGUUACCUGCCUAAAACAGCAGUGUCCGGGGCUGGUAUGAGGUUACAGCUGUAUACUUCUGAGAAACACUUACAAAUAUCCUGCCAGAAUGUGUGCAGUUUGGGGCAUGACCAGAAGAGGUGACCCAGGGUACCCUCAGCAGAUUUGCACUUGGGGCAUAUCGGAGAGACCGAGGGGUAGAACAAGUGUAAUUUGGUACAGGAAUAGUGUAGUCUGUGAAUCACUUUGUAUUGAAUAAGUUGGUGUCGGAAGUUUGUGAAUAUCUCAAAGGCAAUCGGCCCAACUGUCAUCAGUAAUCUCCAUACCAAGGUCUUCCUCCCAGGUCUCCUUCAAAUGUUGUGUGGAUACAGAGUGAUAUGCUGUAAAUACUCUUGGAGUCAGGGGCGAGGUUCAUGAAAAUAUACAGUACGCGGGCAGGAGUAAUUGCCUCAAUGUGGUAUAUUUAAGCGAACGUAAUUUCUUAUCUGAAGAUAUCGAAAGAAGUUAGAUGCGGGGAGAUCGUACACUUCCCUCAACUGUGCAAAUGUGGCAAAAGUAUUAUUGAUGUAGAGGUCUGCGAUAGUAGUAAUGCCUUUUCUCUUCCAGAAUAGAAAAGUAUUGUCAGUUAGUGGGGGGUGUGCUCUAGCAUUUGCUGCCCAAUAAUAAUGCUGAAAAUGUGGCAGACUCAUGCCCUCUAAUUCUUUGGGCUUGAUUAUAUUUUUUUUAGAGAUACGGUGUACUUUGUAUCACCACACAAAAGGCAAGAUAAUAGAAUCCAAGAAUUUGAAAGAAGCUUUAGUUAAAAAUAUAGGCAGAUUCUGAAAGAGAUAAAGGAAUCUGGGGAGUGUAACCAUUUUAAUAGCAUUAACAUGGCCUAUCAUAGAUAGAGGCAACACUCUCCAAAUGUCAAUGUUGCGCUUCAACUUCUCUGUCAUGGCGAGGUAGUUCCAUUUAUAAAUCAAUUUAGUGUCCUUGGGGAUGACAACACCUACAUCUUUAAUUUUGUCUCUUGUGAUUUUAAAAGGUAUAUGUUUAAGGAACUCUGGGUUUAAGUCGCCUUUAAGAGGCGAACAAGAUGAUGUCAUCCGCAUAGAGCGAGAUGCGGUGAUCAACCUUGCCCAUGUUUAGCGGAGCAAUGUCAGGAUGGCUGCUGAUGCUAAUAGCUAGGGGUUCCAUAGUAAUGGCGAAUAGCAACGGACUCAAGGGGCACCCCUGGUGGCAGGAACGUUGAAGUGAAAACGGAGGUGAUUUAUUGUAAUUAGUGAGAACUGAAGCCGUCGGGCACGUAUAUAGUAUUUCAAGGUAUACACACCUUUAACAUUUAUUCACAGUCGGUACACACUAACGCAAAUUUGAACUAUGUCUUUUAGUUCAUUUUUUUGUGAGGACCUUGAGUAAAGCAUACGGUAUCAGAUGACUUCAACUCAAUUAAAAUAGGAAAUAUGUAUCUUAUGACUGUAAUUAACAUGUCUUCCUUCUCUCCUUCCCAGGCUCUAGACCUCCCCCAAUCCAGGAGUUCACCCCCACCAGCCUCCCCCUCCACAGGCCUCCCCCCGCCUCGCCCUUCUCUGCCCAGGGGCACCGCUUCCACAGCCCCAGCCCUGCCAUCCUCAACUUCACCCUGCAGAACCUGGGCCUCAUCCCUGGGCUUGCAGCCCUGGCACUGCCCACACCCCGGAGCACCCCAGCUCCAUGCCCAGCCCCCUGCCUCCCCACCUGGGCCUGCAUCAGAGGGGCGGCAUGGUCUUCGUUAAGCCCAUGUCCCCCGUGCCAGUCCAACAUCAGAUGACCGGCCCAGGCGGGCAACCACUCACGCUAAUCAGCCUACAGCAGGUGAGAUACAUGCUUGCAUACAUACAUCCACACAAACACUGUUACACACACACAAACACUGGGUCGCACAUACAGCAUACAUACACACACAGCCAAUAAGCUUAACACACACACACACACACAAACAGUCAAAGUCAAACCCCUCCCUAAUUGCUAAUGGUAUGCUGCUGGUUCAGUGCUUGGGUAAAUAGCCUCACUGUUGAUAUGAACGAGGUGUGAUGUUGAUUGUAAACAUCUGCUAACUAACUUCUCUGUCGUCGUCUUUCUCCCCUCCUCUUCAGAUGACCACGCCCAAAGGGACGGCCCUCCCCCAGCACAGUUUCUUCCACACCCCUGUCUCCCUGUCCCCGCUGGCUACCGUGGUAACCACCAGCCACGGACACACGGCGCCGGCGGGCGCUAAAAGCGUUUACAUCCCUCAGAGGAAGCUGGAGGUCACCACUGAGGACACCUAAAGACUAUGCUGCUACACAACCUCUGUGUGUCAACCAGCCCUUCAAUGUGUGUGUGUGUGUGUCUGUACAUGUCUGCAUGGUUUUCUAGGGUUUGACUGUUGUAUUUUUAAGGCGUACUGUAGGUUGAGGGAUUUUGUGUUCUAGGGUAUGUGAUGUCUCCAAAUGAUUUCAUCUUAAAACUGGUCCACGGGUUAUUCGGCCCUCAGGACCCCAAGGGGUGCACGUUUUGGUUUUUGCACUACACAGCUGAUUCCAAUGAUCGAAGCUUGAUGAUUAGUUGAUUAU